This is a messenger RNA of Ruditapes philippinarum (Manila clam), 9553 nucleotides long. Its product is annotated as mucin-5AC-like. Bases 505 to 7410 code for a protein of 2301 amino acids. Gene Ontology annotation, molecular function: serine-type endopeptidase activity; protein binding. The record is from RefSeq and is a predicted model, not a curated record. The transcript is spliced from 23 exons. Gene Ontology annotation, biological process: proteolysis. NCBI's taxonomy places the organism in Eukaryota, Metazoa, Mollusca, Bivalvia, Venerida, Veneridae. Gene Ontology annotation, cellular component: membrane.
CGCUUUUGUUCGUCAUUUCAAUUGCUUUCAUUAUUAAACAUCGUCUCUUUAUACUUUAAUUUCAUACCAACCAUUUUUGUUAAAAAAUGUAAUUAAAUUGAGGUUUGUAAUGAAGUUUCUGAUCUUGCAUAAGUAUGUAAAGCUAAUUUGAAUUGAAAUAUUUUUAUAUACUAGAUAUUAAUAAAAAAAAGCAAAUCUUUCGAUUUUCUACCGUAAAUAACAAGGACUAUUACAUCUACAUCUAGAUGUCUUUACUGAAGCGAUGAAUUCGGAACACAAAUGACUGAUUUCUCUCAAUAGGUAGAAGUAGGUUACACCAAGUUACCCGUACAAUCUGCAGUAAUUACCGAAAUGACGGUCACUAAACACGGAAAGCGGGAGGCGGAGCUUAUAGUUAUAUUUAAAUGUGUACAUGCUUUCGAAAUUGCUUAAGUCUGCGAUAAGUGACAGGAUUUUGAAAAAUCUUGGAGGAUUCUAGUCUCAAGAUAAGAGAAAUGCGACAUAAUGCAUGGAAUAUUGACAUUCAGUGUCCUAGCAACAUGUAUACAUUUCUCACUCGAGACACCCGUUCUCAAUGCAGACAGAUUGGAAAUAACCCCUAACGCUGGCGUUGACAUAAUAUCGCCUGGAUAUGAGAGCGGGCAAUAUCCAUACCAUACAAAAAAGUUCUGGGAGCUGUAUGCUCUUAAUGCAAAGAAGAUACAAGUUGUAUUUGAAGACGUCGACAUAGAAUUUCACCACACGUGCCUCUGGGACAGUGUAAGAGUUUUUCGUUCGAACUGUGAGCAGUUGACGUCAUACAAUAAGGGAGACGUCGUUCUCUGUGGCGUUCUGUCGACUUACACUUUCGACUCCGAGAGCUCCCCUAUAUGCAUCUUGUUUACAUCGGACUGGUAUGUGAACAGACGCGGAUUCAAAGCACGUGCAAGAGUUUUACCAGAUGUUUUGGAACACACGACAAAAGUUUUGAAUAUUUCAACAAGGUCUUCAACUAGUCAAAUGAACAAAAGUGAGGUCGUUCCAACUACAAUUGUUCCACCUCAGACAACUUUUUCUGCAAAUGCUUCAUUAGGAAAUCUGUCUCCAUCACCAUCAUCAUCGUCGUCGUCGUCGUCAUCAUCAUCAUCACCAUCCUCCUCCUCCUCCUCAUCAUCAUCAUCAACAACAACAACAACAACAUCAACAACAAUGACAUCUAUUUCACCACAAAUGUCAGAUCAAUCCUCAGUGCCAUUAAAAUCAUCAUCUACAACAGUUAAAACAACUUCAAUAUUGUCGUUGUUUUCAUUAACAACUCCGUCACACCUAUUUCCAUCAUCAACAAUAAAAACAAAACAAUCAUCAUCAUCAUCAUUAUCAUCAUCAUCUAAAUCGAUAAUAACAUCGACAUUAAUAGCUUUAGAGUCGGAGUCAUUAACAACUGACCUAUCAUCAGCAUCAUCUUCAAAAUUAUCAUCAGUCUCAUCGUCACCAACAUUAUAUUCUACUAAUUUACCUAAAGCAUCGACUCAAUCAACAUCGUCAGUAUCUUCAUCAUCAUCAUCAUCAUCAUCAGCAGCAGCAGCAUUAUCAUCAUCAUCACCACCACCACCACAAGACACAUCCUCUUUGCCAGUAACAACAACAGCCACUUUGAAGCCAGUAAAAAUUGUGCUUUGCCAGCAAACAAGUAUAGAAAUUAGCCUCUACAACGAAAUUACUAUACGCUCGCCAAGUGACGCAACUGGAGAAAAAUAUCCUCCAAAUCAACACUGUGUCUUGACAAUUCAUAACAACCACCUACAGGAUAUCCACAUGGUGUUCAUUUACUUUGAAAUUGAAUAUAAUCCACAUUGUGCAUGGGACUUCCUCGAGUUGAAACUUGGAAAUCUAUCAACCCGUUACUGUGGUUACCAACUACCUCAUCUAGAGAAUACACAAGAAGAGAAAAUUCAGCUGAUUUUUCAUACAGAUAAAAUUGUACAUAAAAAGGGGUUUAUGAUGAAACUAAUAAGUUCGUUCCAUAAUUCAACGAGAAAGAACAAUUUAGUCAAUGCCACAACAAGUUCUACGAAUUCCGUUGAGACAACAUCAGGAUUUACACAAACACCGACAUCACCUAUUCAUUCUACUGCUACACAGCAAACAAAAUCGACAACAAGUGAUAAGAAUUUUGAUAAUACUGGGUCUUUUGGAGAAACCAGCGCAUCUUCAACAAAAUUAUCAUCUAUCAAUUCAACAUUAUCACCGUCAGACACUAUAUCAAAAUCAAAGACAAUCUUGCCAUCUUUAAGUUCAACUUUGUCAUCAUCAACUAAGAUAUCUUCAGUAGAAUCAACAUCGACAUCGACAGUGACAGAAUCACAACCAUUUCAAACUGAGAAAGUCACAUCUGCGUCUACAAUUACAGCAAAAAUUUCUGCGGACUCCAUACAAUUUAAAUCAUCCACAGUACCGCCUUCUUCCUCAUAUACAUCAGUCUUCAAUUCAACCGAGUCUGAUAUAACUAGUUCAACACUUCCGAGCUCGUCUUUAUCCGAAUCCGAGUCAUCAUUGAUUUCAUCAACUCAAGCGGUAAUACAAGAAACAUCAAAUGUACCAUCAACAACAACUGUAACGGAGACAUUAGAUGUAGUCAUUUGUGAACCCAAUGACAUCAGUAUUAAUAUUGACAAUCUGAAUGUUUUGACUAUUAGAUCACCCCAAGAUGGAAACACUGGGAGAUAUCCUGUAAAUAAGAAUUGUAUUCUUAACAUCGACAAUCAACAGAAUCUGGGCGUACAUUUCGAAUUUGAUAAGUUCGAUAUAGAAUAUCACCCUGCAUGUGCAUGGGACUACCUUUUGCUAAAAUAUGACAACAAGCCUGCAGUUCGCAUGUGUGGGAAACAAACCUCAGACAUUCCAAAAUCAAACGCAAAUAUAAUUGAAAUAAAAUUUUGCUCGGACAUGAUUGUUCCUGCAACCGGCUUUGUGCUAAAAUUGACCGUAAAUCCACCGGUUUUACCAGAAUCAUCAUCUGUACCAACACAUUCAGUGUUACCAACGUCUUCUCUACCACAAACGCAAUCAUUGUUAACAACAACAGCUGUACCUAAACCGUCUUUAGGAACAACAGCAUCAGUAUCAGCAUUUGUGCAGAGAACAUCAUCAGGGUCAAUAUCGACAUCUGUUCUACCGACAUCUGUUGAGUCUUCAACACCAACUAUAUCAAAAUCACCACCUGCCCAAACAACAUUAUCUGUACAAGCAUCAUAUAUAACAUCACCAUCAUCGUCCUCAACAGCAACAUCAGUAACUAUACCACCACCACCACCACCUCUACCACAAACUACAAAAACAAAAACAACAAAAACAGCAACAACAAAAACGCCUUUUCCAACAACAUUACCUGCAUUUAUACAAAAAUCUUCAACAACACCCGUUCGAGUACCAUCGCAUAUACCAACUUCGGAUGUACACACAACAUCAUCGCAAUCUCCAUCAUCGACUUUACCAACAAUAUCAACGGUGCAAACGGUACAAACAAAAUCAACUGUACAAUCAACUUCGUCAUCCUCUGUGCAUACAUCACCCUCAUCAUCUUCACCGUCAACUGUUUCGACCUUAUCUAGCUCAAAACAUUUAGCAUCAACAUUAAGCAUUGAUAUUUGUGAUUCGCAGAGAAGCAUGAUUGAUAUAAAGGAUUAUAAAACCAUUCGAAUAUAUUCUCCUAAAGAUUCAAAUGGAAACUAUCCUCUAAAUAAGCAUUGUGCUUUAGACGUUCACAACUUACAGCAAGAGGAUGUCAGCAUCGAAGUAUUAGAAUUAGAUAUAGAGGAACAUUCUCAAUGUAAUUGGGACUAUCUAAGACUGUCUAUCGGCGACGAACCUCCCCUCGUCUUUUGUGGCAGUAAAAUACCAAACCCAGUGACGACCCAAGCAAAGAAUAUUGAAGUGGUCUUUCACUCGGACUUUAUGAUUCCUUUAAAAGGAUUUAUGAUAAAGCUUUCAAAGCAAUCAAAUUCUGACAAGACAUCACAAUCACCAUUUCAUACAACAACACUCUUAGAUAUAAAUUCUCCUACCGAAAGUAAAACAACUGGUUUACCGACCGUAUUAGAGGAAGACUUGGUUGAAGAGGAAGUUUUAGAAACACCGGACAACUCUGGUUUGGUUCAUACUACUGCACAUGUUACAAAUAUGCAUACGGAAUCGAGUAAAUCCACAAACCAAUACCAAACAACAGCAACAUCAACAUCAACUGAAGAACACAUUGCAAAAACAGAAGAUUCUUCAACUAAAGCUCAGACAGAUUUUAUAUCAUUAACUCCCAUUAAAAAUUUAACAAUAACCACAACAGAAACUAUAUCAUCAUCAGCACCACCGCAACCAGCUACAACAGCAAAAACAACAACAGAAACAGCAACAACAAGAAAAGACUCAAGCAAACCUGUUUUCUCUUCUACACAAAAACAAGGUACUGAAAAAUUGUCAAAAGAAGAGGAUAAAAGUAAUUUUUCUACCAAAUUUGCAAUGCAAGAACCAUCAAGUGUUUCGCUUACAAAGCCAUCGCCGAAUACACCUUCAACUCAGAAACCAAUUUUCUAUGGCGGAUCUAGUCAUACAAGCUCUUUAUCGACCAAACAAUCAAGGAAAGUAACAAAUGGUGCCCAUACUACAUCAAAGCCAACGACAAUUUCAUCAGAUCAAACAACCAAACAAGCAACAAAUAGUGUCCAGCUAACAUCAAGUUCAUCUACGAUUGAUACAACGCCUACAUCAGCCACCAGUACAGGGUCUGUUGCCUCAUCUUAUCAUGCCUGUUCUGCCGAAAUGAUGCCAGUAGUAAUGAGUGGGGAAUUUGGCUUCAUCACGUCACCAGGAUUUGGUGACGAAAAUGGCUAUCCACCAACAUCCUUCUGCCAAUGGUUUAUUGAAAGAGAUGAAAAUAAGGUAACCAUGAUAAUAUUUGAAGAUUUCGACGUGGAAAGUACUCCUGGAUGCCGCUUUGACAAAAUCACAUUUUAUGAAAUGAAUGAUGAUGGGUCUACAAAAAAAACAUUAAGAAAACUUUGUGGAAGCGAUGUACCAUCAACGUUAUCAACCAGAAAAGAUCUGCUGGUCGAGUUUCAGUCAGAUUCAGUGCAACAACUUGCAGGAUUCAAAUUUCAGUUCAUUAAAGUCGAUUCAGAACCGGGUAAGACAUACACAUGUCCACCGGGAAAGAUUCCGUGUACGAAGGAUGGGACAUGUAUACCUGUCGAAUGGUGGUGUGACGGUACAACUGAUUGUGAUGAUGAAACAGACGAAAUUUAUUGUCAAAAGUGCGGCGAUGACCAACUACAAUGUGGAGACGGUACUUGUUUGGAUAGGUCAAAUCAAUGUGAUGGAACACCACAAUGUUCUUAUAACACGGACGAACAAGACUGUGUUUCAGUAACACAAGACGACGCGAAUACGAAUGUUAAAGUAAAUAUACAGGGAGACUGGAUGCCACUGUGUCACAGUGAUGUCACGGAGCAACUACAAGAUAAUAUCUGUCAAGCUGCUGGAUAUAGGUCGGCUAAACAGUUGUUUAGUGAAAAAAUUCAAAAUCAGCAUUACUAUUCGAUGGCUAAAUUAGUGUCGGGACAGCUGAGCUUUAACAAAAGUUUAGUAUGUCAAAGUCAUGAUGUGGUUCGUCUGCAAUGCUCAGGGUCAGAUUGUGGACGUAAAGGAGACCAUGUCCGAAAGAAAAGAAUCAUAGGAGGGUCAGUAUCAAGUAAAGGGGAGUGGCCAUGGAGUGUGGUUCUCCGAGCAGGCAACACCCCAAUAUGUGGAGGAUCCAUAAUAGACAACAUGUGGAUAAUAACUGCCGGACAUUGUGUGAAAGAUUUGGUUGACAAUCCCCAGAUUUUAUCUGUUAUUACUGGUGUAAGCGACAUUAAUGAUUUAGACCGUCAAUUUCGUUAUGUUUCGGAAGUUCUGCUACAUCCAGAAUAUCACUUUAUCUUCAAUGCAGACAUUGCACUGCUGCGUCUACAACAACCUCUUGUAUUUGAUAAUAAUACUCAAACAAUAUGUCUUCCGUGGGACAAAAGACAAUUCUCUCCAUCAGAUUUAUGUUAUAUCACUGGAUUUGGGGUGUCCGACAUGAAAGAUUAUUACACAACUGUUAUGCCGAGGUACCUCAGGCACGUGAAGACUAAAAUUGUUGACCUGGAGAAAUGUAAAGCGAUUUAUUCGACCCGAUUUUCUAGCAGGGAAAGGAUAAAAGAUAACAUGUUAUGUGCUGGAUAUGCAAGUGGGGGAAUUGACUCUUGUAAGGGUGACUCCGGCGGAGGACUGAUGUGCCGUACAGCAGACGACCGUUGGUCGCUGGCGGGCGUGGUUAGUUGGGGAGAUAUGUGCGGUAGUAAAAAUCGCCCGGGGGUCUACACAAAUGUUGCCUUCUUCUUAGACUGGGUCGCCAACACAACGAACCCGAAGAGCGUGAGGAACGUGACAUGUGACUUCGAAGACAACGGUUGGUGUGGUUACACUGAUUUAUCAACCGGAAAUUACGUCUGGACAAGGAAACCUGGUGAUAAAUACAUAAAAGGCACUAUAUUAUAUGCAACUAAAACAUCGUCGGCAAGCAACAAGAACGAACCACUGACCGCUGCUCUACAGACACCAAUGUUUAAUACGGACAGAGAUGGCUGCCUAUCAUUUUCGUUCAUGUUUAGUGGCAAUUCAAAUAUCACACUCUCGGUAUUUGGAGUAGAGAAAAGUGACGGUCAGGGAACAAGCAAGGAACUUCUUUGGAGAUUCACAAGUCAUUAUCCGGCGAAAGAUUCCUGGAAAUCCACGGAGGUCACAGUACCUGCUCAAUAUAAUAAUAUAAGAUUUGAAUCAUUGAGUGAAAAUGGUGGCAUUGUUGGUCUAGGACUUGACAAUGUUUCUAUGUCAGUUGGACAAUGCGCUGGCUCGGAAUUUCUGACGUGCACGUUCAAUGAUGGGAACACGUGCAAUUACGAACAGUACACAGGUCAUAAUUCAAAGCCCUGGUCUUUUUCAGCGGACAGUAUGGUGGCAUUAAUGCACUCUGAACAAGAUCUAUUCAUAAAAGCAGGUGGCGACUUGCAAACAUUUGGUUACCCUGCCAUGUCUAAAUUGAUUUCACCUAAAUUAACACACGAAUUCACUUCCAUCCCUCACUGUGUGACUUUCCAUUUUAAAAAGUUAACGCAGACGACACAUGAACUUGUUGUUGGUACAUAUAUAGCUUUUGGCGCGCAAUUAAUAAACCCGGUUGUAUUUUGGAGCUCGGAAAACGUAGAGACAAAUAAGUGGUUACACGUCACUACACCAAUACAUCAUGGGGUGUAUGAUCACAUCUUCUUUGAAGUCAAAAGGGAGACAUAUACAAAUGAAAGGAUAGAAGUUUUCCUGGACGACAUUCGUGUGACAGAUGGUUUAUGUGUUAAUUGAAUAUCUAUUCCAAAAUAAAUGAUGAAAAUGACUAGUCAGCUCGUUGCCUCAAAUAGCAAGCAGCCUUUUUGCCCUCGACAAAUUCCGAGAAAGCAACACAUGUGCAUUUCAGUUAUUUGUUUCCAAACUCAUCUCAAAAUUUAAGAAAAAUGUUGUCUAUGAAAUAUUGAUAUUUCUAGGUCCUCAACUUGUCCUGAUUACGAAAUGGAUCUGUUGAGCCAACAACAGAAAUUUCGGCACAAAAUUAAACUUAAAAUUUGAGAUUUUUUCACAUGAAACUGGAUUACCUAACAAGUAUUGAACUAUUUAUUAUCUCGUAUCUUAAACAAGUAUACCACAACGUGUUUUUCUUUUGCAAUUUCUGAAACCAAUCAUUUUACAGUUGGUCUCAGUAUUUCUUAUUUGAUUAUUCAAAGAUAGUGCACGUUUCGGACAUUGAUUUGUCAGCCAUCUAAAAUAAAACUCUCCAACUAAUGUCGUUUAGGGUCUUAGACUUUACAACAUAACCCAUAAAGUUUUCAAGCAUUUAUGCCCAUGUUCUAUAUUUGAUAUUUGUAUUAAGGGGAUCUAUAUAUUCUGACUAUAUUUAUGUUGUUGCAAAAUACAGCUUUAAAAUGUUGUAAAUUGUAUUAAAAACUAAAGCUUUUAUGGUAGACUUUUUAAACUGUUAAUACACAUAGUGUUAUCCUAUUUACAUGUAGAUAUUGUUACUGCAUUUAUAUUUUUAUGUGUUUUAUUUAUACAUAUACAAUUAAUUUGAAACCAUUAUCCCUUGCUAAUAGUAUAUGGACUGUAAGCGAUUGUUUUUAAUGUGUUUAUUCAUUUAUAUUUAUAUCCAAAAAUGGGGGUAGCAAAGAAUUUGAUAUUUUAAAUGAGUAUUAACUCGAAUGAUACGUAAGGGUAGACUUUUUAAACGAAAAGACAGAAGGUAUUUAUAAAACCAAAAAGACUGAAAUUAUUAAUAACGAAACGUAGUUAUAAUACCGAAAAGGCAGAGAGAAGUCUUAAAAAGUGUUUUGAUGUGAUUUUUUAAUCCAAUAAAUUAUUGUUAGGACUUUCUGAUAAAAUUUGGUACACUUGGGACUAAUUUAUUGUCUACCUUUAUUUACAUGUAUAUCUAUUUUAUUGUUUCUCAUUCAAAAUGUGAACUGUAAAGACUAUUCUAUAAUUAGUUCCUAGAAUUUUACGUUAAACGUUGUAUUUUAAAGAAGUAGUACAUUCUUUUAAGUCACCAGCCAUUUGUGAUAUUUGUUUGAAACUAGACCUAUUUAUGUAUAUAUGUUUGUGUGUGCCAAAAACUGCUUUUAUCCAAGAAAAAAUUAUGCUAUUUUGCACUUACUAUUUAUGCUUUAAUAUAUAUUGAUGUGGUAUUUAGCAAGUAGUUCAUUAUAUACAGUAUUCAUGGUUGUUACCAUAUAUUAUAAUUAUAGCAAAGCAUAACUUAUAUUAUAUAGUAAGCAACCGUUUAUACCCAGCCAUUCAGUAUGUUUAAAUCAUUAUUACGAGUUUAAAAUACUACACAUUUGCUUGCUUGAUUUGAUUUAAAAAAGAAAAUUAAUUCAUAAAUUUGCAGCAGCAUUGUAUAUCAAAAAUAUUAGCGUCACGGUUAUCCAAUGUAAAUCGGCGUAACAAAUACCAAUAUUAUAAUGCAACACGUCGAGUACAGAUUGUACUAUUUUACUGGAUAGAAAAGUAAAAUGGCGAUGAACGCGAAUAAAAGUAAAUAUGUAUGAAUGAUAUAAUUGUAAAUAAAAAUAUAAGUAUAGAUGAUUUAUGCUCAACCGAUUUAUGCUCAUAAUGGAACGCUCAUUUUUAAUGUCUCUCAUAUUGUUUUUUUAUGAAUAUAUAAACUAUAUGUUUUGUUAGAUAAUUGUUACAGUGUACCUAUAUAUUUUAUACUAACAUUUUUAAAUUUGUAGAGCACUUUAAUGAGAUAUGUUUGUUAUGUUUGUUUCUAAUUAUAUUUGAAAUUGUUGACGGGUACUUCAUACAUGUAUAUGAAUUGUAAUUGUGAUUUCAUAUAAGAAGAGCUUACAUAUUCGUAUGUCAUAUGUUUCUAAUAUAACAAAAUAAAAAAAAAAUAACAGUUCACCUUGUUGUAAAUAUUCGAUGUUGGACCAAAAACAAAACAGAGAUUAAAACA